GCCGGUCCAGCCCCGUCCAGAGACGGUUUGACCAGCGCGCGCGCGUCUUGUCCAGUGCCCGUGUCCAGUGACUCCAGUGACAUUUGUUCAUCGUGCCAGUGAGCGCCACCCAGAGAGUUUGUUCCGACCAAUAGAAGAGUCUACAACAAUUGCCCAGGAAAAGUGACGCAGAGGGGUGUUCGACCCAACGUUUCGCAGUUUCCACGACAAUUUCAAAGGAGGUCAACGCAGAAUACGACCGGGAGAAAAUGGAACCCCGCGCCGCCUGCUCCGUUCUUCUGGCUGCACUGCUCGUCGCCGCCGCGGGCGCCAACCACCUCCAAGAACCAUCCCGGGGCGACGUCAGUCACCGUCGCGUUCGCAGACAGAACGGUGAGGUCGUGGAGAGCAUCUUCCAGAUCCCCAUCCAGACGCUGAUGGCCGUGUCCAAGGUGUUCACGACGGGCAUCCAGAGCAUCCGGAGGACGGGUGAGCAGUUCUUCCAGGCGACGCGGCCGACCGGGACUAGCAGUCUGACGUCGUCUAGCGCGGGCAGCUACGGCACAGCGCUGCAGCAGCAGUACCAGCAGUACCAGCAGCAGUAUCAGCAGUACCGCCCGCCUAAGCCCUACCGACCCAGACCCUCCGCGGGGACCUACUCCUCAUCGGCGCACUCGUCCGCCUACGCAGCCCUGACCCGUCCCAACUACAACUACAUCUACAGCAACUACGUCUACCCGCGCGGGGGCGCCGCGUCCUCCUCGACGGGGACCUCCAAGUCGCACGCCGCCAACGUGGCAGGCGUCGGCACGCAGGCCGACGGCUCGAGCUACCGCAUCUAGGGAGGCGCCAGAGCUCAGCGCACAGCUAUUUAUUACACUCCAUCAAUCUCAUCAGUUUCAUCGUCAUACAAACGUCUCAUCUUCAAAUCUUUUUUCGUGGCGGUGUACGCUGGCGGUCUGUUAGGGUCGGGGGUGGUUGAUUGGCAGGUGUGCCUUAUGGACGUCUGUGUCAAUGAACUGUCGAGGACCUACGCCAGCCUAGAACUUGAACCUAGACAGGGGAGGCAGGCCUUACACUAGAGUGCAUUUCCUGCACAGACCAGUUGUGCACUCCCCGUGCCCUGAGCUGAACCCGUCGCAUCCGCGGAUUCCUACACAAACAUACCAUUCGUUUCAAAAAUAAGCUUCACAGUCAUUCAUUCACUUUUAUUUAUUGUCACUAGCAUUGUAAAGAAUCGCAUUUAUCUUUGUCUGUGUUAUUUAGUAAAUAAUUUCAACUGUGGUAAAAUAAAAAUAAAGAAAUGUAUUCCACGUUCAUCCGUGACA
Molecule: messenger RNA, 1307 nt
Organism: Frankliniella occidentalis (western flower thrips)
Lineage: Eukaryota; Metazoa; Arthropoda; Insecta; Thysanoptera; Thripidae
Exons: 6
Coding region: 249-821 (190 amino acids)
Source: RefSeq, a predicted model, not a curated record